Molecule: messenger RNA, 3374 nt
Organism: Sycon ciliatum
Lineage: Eukaryota; Metazoa; Porifera; Calcarea; Leucosolenida; Sycettidae
Product: V-type proton ATPase 116 kDa subunit a 1-like
Exons: 24
Coding region: 219-2711 (830 amino acids)
Biological process (GO): vacuolar acidification; proton transmembrane transport
Cellular component (GO): vacuolar proton-transporting V-type ATPase complex; plasma membrane; vacuolar proton-transporting V-type ATPase, V0 domain
Molecular function (GO): proton-transporting ATPase activity, rotational mechanism; ATPase binding
Source: RefSeq, a predicted model, not a curated record
CUAGCCCUGGACAUGGCCCGGGCGUAGGCCAGGGAUUGCCCAAGCUGCAAGUCGGGAAGGAUCAGACACACCACAGCAGUGCAACGAUUUUUUCUGGAGGGGAGUCUCUAAUCUCGACUUGUUUGCCUUCGUCCGAAUCAAGCGGACGACUGUCAGUGUACUUGCCGCUCAGGCUUCUCCUCUUUGAUCGCUGCUGGCAAGGAGAAAGGAGAGCCAAGAUGGGGUCGUUAUUUCGCUCCGAGGAGAUGACGCUGGCCCAGCUGUACUUGCAGGCAGAUUCCGCCUACUAUUGCAUCAGCGAACUGGGCGAAUUGGGUCUCGUCCAAUUCAGAGACCUGAAUCCCGACGUGAACGCUUUCCAGCGCAAGUAUGUCAAUGAAGUUCGUCGCUGUGACGAGAUGGAGCGCAGACUCCGCUUCCUGGAGAAGGAGAUAAACAAGGCUGAAAUCCCAGUGGUGGACAGUGGCGAGUUGCCCGAUGCACCGCCGCCUUCGGACAUGAUGGAGCUUGAGAAUCAGUUUGACAAGCUGGAGGUGGAAAUUCGUGAGAUCAACGCCAACCAAGAACGUCUCAACCGCAACUUUUUGGAGCUCACAGAGCUGAAGCACAUCCUCAGACAGACCGCCCAUUUCUUUCAAGAAGCAGAGGUGGCUAUGGGUCAGAGUGGCGACUUUAUAGGAACAGAGGAUGAAGCAGCUUUGCUGGAGGAUGUCCGCGCCCACAGCAGCCCUCUGUCAUUUGUUGCUGGUGUGAUCAACCGUGAUCGUGUUCCCACGUUUGAGCGUCUGCUGUGGCGUGCUUGCCGUGGAAAUGUCUUCCUACGCCAUCAGGAGAUCGAUGGCGAGCUGAAAGACCCCGUGACGGGUGAUCCCAUGAACAAGAGUGUCUUCAUACUCUUCUUCCAAGGUGACCAGCUGCGGUCUCGUGUGAAGAAGAUCUGUGAGGGUUUCCGUGCUACUCAGUAUCCAUGCCCGGACACUCCUGCUGAGCGCCGUGAGAUGGCAAUGGGCGUUGCCACCCGUAUUGAGGAUCUCAGCACCGUCCUGAGCCAGACCCUGGACCAUCGCUAUCGUGUUCUGCAGGCCAUUGCGAAGAAUAUCAACGGCUGGAUUGUCAAGGUGAAAAAGAUCAAAGCUAUCUACCACACUCUGAACCUGAUGAACGUGGAUGUGACGCAGAAGUGUCUGAUCGGAGAAUGCUGGUGCCCCGUCACCAACCUCGAUGACAUCCAGUACGCGCUUCGCCGUGGACAUGAGCGGAGUGGCUCGUCCGUGAUGCCCAUCCUGAACGUGAUGUCCAGUGGUAUGAACCCGCCAACUUACCACAAGGUCAAUAAGUUCACUUCCGGCUUUCAGAACAUCAUCGACGCGUACGGUGUUGCUAGUUAUCGGGAAGUCAAUCCUGCUCCAUUCUCUAUCAUCACGUUCCCCUUCAUCUUUGCCGUCAUGUUUGGCGACUGUGGACACGGCUUUCUGAUGUUCCUUUUUGCGCUCACUCUCGUGCUCAAGGAAAAGCAGCUCGGGUCCGGGAAGAGUGGAGAGAUCUUCGGCACAUUCUUCGGUGGUCGCUAUAUCAUUCUGUUGAUGGGUGCCUUCUCCAUGUACACUGGUCUUGUGUAUAAUGAUUGCUUCUCCAAAUCCUUCAACAUAUUCGGCUCGUCGUGGAGUAUCAAUGAUACCGUUUUGAACAACACACCCGAGGAGGGAACGGUAGAACUGCAGCUUGGAGAAUUCACGGACUUCCACACGCACAACCCUUAUCCGUUUGGCCUUGAUCCCAUCUGGCAGGUGACCACUAACAAGCUGGAGUUCACCAACUCCUACAAGAUGAAAAUGUCCGUCGUCCUCGGAGUGACUCAGAUGAUGUUCGGCGUCGUCCUGGGCCUCUUCAAUCACAUGUUCUUCCGCCGAUACAUCAACAUUGUCGGAUCAUUCAUUCCAGAAGUUCUCUUCCUUGGAGGAAUCUUUGGCUACUUGGUGUUCAUGAUCUUCUUCAAGUGGAUAGCAGUGGAUACAUACACACAGGCCAGCAAUGCUGGGGCACCUAGCUUGCUGAUCAUGUUGAUCAACAUGUUCCUGAGCUUUGGCAGUGUCAAGCCGGAGAAUAUUUUCUACAGCGGACAGGCUGCAGUCCAGUCGUUCUUGGUGGUGAUGGCAGUGCUGGCUGUACCGUGGAUGCUUUUGAUGAAACCAAUCUACACUGUCGUCAAGCGCAAUCGAGCUAAGUCUACCUACACAGUAUUUUCAGAGGACGAAGAGGGUGGUGGUUCAGUGCAGGAAGAUGGUGCACAAGCCGUGCAGCACACUGAGCACAGCCACGAGGAGGAAGCCAGCACCGGCGAUGUGUUCGUGCACCAGGGCAUCCACACCAUUGAGUUCUGCCUGGGCUGCAUUUCCAACACCGCAUCCUACCUGCGUCUCUGGGCUCUCAGUCUGGCCCAUGCGGAGUUGUCUGAAGUGCUGUGGAACAUGGGCAUGCGAAUAGCCACGAAACAAACUGGCGGUGUUGGCCUCAUUGCCGUCUUCGCUAUCUUUGCUAUGUGGGCUGCUGAGACGGUUGCGAUCCUGUUGGUGAUGGAGGGACUGUCUGCAUUCUUGCACGCUCUACGUCUUCACUGGGUCGAGUUCAACAACAAGUUCUACGUUGGUGAGGGCUACAAGUUCCAGCCGUUUUCCUUUGCCUUGAUACUGGACGGCAGUGACGACUUCUAGGCGUGGCGGCGUCCACAGACUGGAGUUGGUGAUGUGAUCCUUUCCCGCCUUCCACUAUUCCACGUUUGUUCAAAUGUGCAUACUGAUGCCAUGUCGUAUUGUUUCCUAGCCGACUCCAUGUAUACGUGUGUUCACACUUCUUGGCUAUGAGUAUGAGUUCUUAGUCGCUAGACUAACUUACUACUCUUCCCAAUGUUCCAUAGUCUAUCUUGCUUUCUAAAUUAAAUAUUUCUCUGUCAAGCUUUUCUUAGCUCUGUUACUGCGGUGAAUCGCUGGCGCCAGUGCUCUACUAAGCUGCGCUGCACUGGUGGAUUCUUACACUGAUUGCCUUCAAAAAAAAACAUCACAUGCUAUUGGUGACAUGCCAUUAAUUUUAUAUGCAAAGGUAUUCUAGGUUCUUUUUGCUGUUGGGUUUGCAUUGGCCUCGAGUGCGUGUACUUCAGAAGCACCUAGCCCGAUUCUGACUUUUCCUAGCCUAGCAGCACUCUCCGUACCGGUGUUGGUUCUGUCAGGAAUUGUCGGACCACCUGGCGCAUGUCUUUGCUGGCUCAAAUUGCUACGUUCGAUGUGCAGGCACAUAACGUCACUUACUGAUAUUGAUAGCAGAGUGUGAAGUCAAUGUGAUAACUCAAAUUACUUUUAGUAACAACUCGCGCCCAAUUG